UGUUAGACUGAAGGGUAGAAUGAAUGUUUCUGGAGUACCAAUCUUUACCACCAGAACGCACAGACAGCUUUUCUUUGGUACAAUUACAAGUACUGUUUCUGAGUUCUUGACUGUUCUUGACGUCCUUGACCAUACUUAACAAGCUUGAGAACUGAGAAUAUUGAGAACGUACGUCAUGUAGAUGGUGUCCGGUGGAUGAGGUGUAGUUUGCGUCGUCUGAGUGGUCUGAGAGGAUACUGGACGUUACCGGAAUCGUAGAUGCUGACAGACGCGUUUCAUACAUGAUGGGGCAGUCAAGACUGGAAGUAAAUCUUCGGCGAUUACUGUCUCAGUGUGAAAGUAUGGCUAAAGAAGAUCCUCUGAAGGACUGGAGGUUGGAUAAGUACGUUGCUGCCCUUGAUGAAAUGGUAAUAAAUCUUCAGAAACUUCCAAACAAACUCAGCAAGGAUACCAUGGCUGAAUAUGUCAGACGGAUCUUGUUUCUGAAGGGAAUAAUUGAGACACAUAAAUUGACAAAUCCUGCAGAAAAAGUUGCAGCUACACAGCUACUUUCUUAUGGACCAGCAACAUCAUCAGAAGCGAUUACUAAAGAAAUCCAUCAGACUACCACUUCAAAAUAUACUAGAGAGCUUAGGGAUCAGCUUUUCCAAAACGAAAAAAUUUUAGGGACAGAAGAUCGUUUGAGACAAAGGAAGCAAAAGUCUACUGGGGAAGAUCUGGAUGCAUUGCUCAAGUACCACCAUUCAAUGCAAGAAAAGAUUGCAGAUGACAUGUUGUUGCUGGCUCGAAACCUCAAGGAGCAGUCACAGUUAGCAAGCAGUAUUAUUAGAAAAGACACAGAGACAGUAGAGAAGUCAUCACACAUCGCAGACCACAAUUUCUCAAGCCUGAAGGUAGAAUCAGAGAGACUGGAGGAACACAGUCAACGUGCUUGCAAGUGUUGGAUAUGGGUUAUGAUUCUUGUUGUCAUAAUUAUUUUUAUCUGUAAGUUGUUAACUGUAAUAAGUACAAAAUAUUUGUAAUGCAGUUAUAGUUAUUUAUUCUUUCUGUGGAUUGUGUGAUAUUCAGGUAUAUUAGAAGUGGGGUACUAUUCAUACUAAUUUAGUGUUCUGUCAUGAGUCUGGGGUUUCAGUGGGUUGGUUGAGUGGAUUGUGGGUUUUGGAGCCAUUGAUUGUGGAAUAAGUGAUGCUAAGAAAUUGAGCUUGAAGUAAUGGUGUGGUGUUAGUGUAAAACCCCAUUUGUUAAAGAUUUUUUCUCCACAGCAUAACAGUACUACUGCCCAAGGUGGGAUGGCACCAACUUCUGUUCAGAACAGAGUGGUGUUGGACAUGGAUUAGACAGUGCUCCAAAACAGGGAGUGAUCUAUAUGGCAUUUUGUUGAGGACAGCAUGUGUUGUAGAAUAUUCUAUUCAUUUGUUGAAGUAGGGCCGUACUUGUAGACCAUGCCUCAUACUUUGCCUUCAUUUGUCGGUCUUUUGCUGGUCUAACUAGGUGGUAGACUUAGAAAUAUGAGUACAUACAUCAACAUGUUGCUGCUGCAUUUUAAGUGUAAUAUAGCUUGUUUAGAGUCUGUUUAGAAUAACAUCAGAUAACAUCAAGUUACAACAUGGAUGUUACAGUUACAGGAUAAUGAUUACUAGCAUUAUAACAUUAAAUAUCUACAAGCAGCAAUAAUAGACAUAAUACCAGUACAGAUCAGAAAUGUCAGUGUCCUUAUUCAGACAUUGACAACAUACAUAUAUGAAAUGUCCAUGUGCAGUGGUAGAAUCAUACUAUUCGUGCUGAAUAUGGAGUUUUUUUUUACUUUUAUUGAUUGGUUGAUGGCUCUGUGCUUCACAGUGACCAGUGCACUGCUGGCUGUGAGGCGCAUAUGAAUUUUACCAAUGAAUAAGCAUGUCUGAUGGCCGAUAAUGUUUAGAAUGAAGGGAAGUAAUUAACUUGUGGACAGCUUGAUGGCAUUAUGUUUCAUGGCAAGCAGUGUGGUUCAUGUGUGGGAGUUUGUUUAUGAUUUGUCAGCAGCAGGCAACAGCUACCAGCUCUGUUAGCCAUUUGUUCUCACUGACAGUAAGCAGUGUAGUAUGUCAUGGAGCGAUAUACUUUAGAGCAACAUAUAUUUCUGUAUGACAUCUAUGUAAAAUAUGGAUCUGCUAGAAGAUGUUGGUGAAAAUUUUGACGUAAAUUUCAUGAUGUAAGAGGAGACAAACAAUUCACAAUUCAGUGACUAAAUGUAGAACAACAGGACUCUUAAUAGACAAGAGCAUUUGCUUACUGAGGAGAAAUUAUAUGACAUAAGGGGCAGACAUGAAUAUACACCUAGAAAAUCAGCGAAAUGUCUAGCUCAAGAGACUGGAGUGUCAAAGUCUAGUGCAAGAACGGCAAUAGAUAUUGCUGAAACUUAAACCCUAUAAAACAACAAGAAUACACACAAUGCAGCCACGUUAUCUAACUAGCAGGGUUCACUUUUGCAGUUGGUUUCUACAGUCUGUCAUCAAAGGUGAGAUCAAUCCACUAUUUACACUUUCUUCUGAUGAAGCAUGGUUUCAGUUGCAGGGAUGCAUAAGUACACAAAAUAAUUCCUACAGAUACCAUAUCUAAUCCAUGAAGGCCUGCUCCAUCCAGUAGAAGUUGGUGUCUGGUGUGCUGUAAGUGCAAGGAGGAUUGUUUUGCCUGUGUUUUUAAUGAAACAAUUAAUUGUGAAAGGUUCAUAGAAAGACAGCAUUUUCAACACCUCGUGUUAUCUGUGGAUUGUAACUAUUUCAUUCUAAAUUAUAUCGACUCUCAUGCAUGCAGGUUCUUUGGGAAAAUCUGAGUGCGCCUCACAGCAAGCGUGCCCCAUUCAUUGUGAAGCGCAGAGCCAUAGAACCAGUCAAUAAAGUAAAAAUCCUCCCUGUAGAAACAAAGAGAACAUGACGUUCUAGUGUUGUACUGGAAGACUAGAGAAAUUUCUGUCAAUUAUACCAUUAUAUCUGAAGGUGUCAGAGGGUUAUAUUUAUAGGGUAGGGACUUUAAUGUGGAAGGACACAGGUACAUGAAUAUAUAUAUAUAUUUUUUUUUUCUUUCUGAUAUGCUGAUUUUCAUGAAGUUUAUGAAGAAAAAGUCUUAGUGAUGUAAACUGGACAGCAUUUAUUGAAAUUACUUUUAAGACCUAUUUCUGUGGUGUGAUACUAUUAUUUUUAAAAUUACAAUCUUUCAACACUCAUAUAAAAUGUUCUGUCACAUGAAAAUGGCACAGUAAAGGCAGAAAGUAAUGCAUUUCCAUUUCCAUGAUUUAUGUGAGAUUUCGCUGAUUGUAGUUACUUAUAUAGCAAUCCAUUGCCAUCCACAGGGUUAAUGUUUCUGAAAAACAUUGGCAAGACAGAGGUCUUAUCACAAAUAAAAUUUUCAGAA
Cryptotermes secundus is the source of this 3387-nucleotide messenger RNA. It is a transcript of the gene Use1, whose product is annotated as vesicle transport protein USE1. Gene Ontology annotation, molecular function: SNAP receptor activity. The transcript has 6 exons. Gene Ontology annotation, cellular component: endoplasmic reticulum; SNARE complex. Gene Ontology annotation, biological process: retrograde vesicle-mediated transport, Golgi to endoplasmic reticulum. Lineage: Eukaryota; Metazoa; Arthropoda; Insecta; Blattodea; Kalotermitidae. The record is from RefSeq and is a predicted model, not a curated record. Bases 282 to 1022 code for a protein of 246 amino acids.